AUACCUACGAGUUGAAUUUACGUAGAUAGAUACUUACAUCAGAAUAGGUAGGUAUUUUUCUUCAUUCGCAAAAACUUUGUUGAUCCUUCUUACUAUUUAUGUAGUGCGAAAAAUCGUGUAACUGCCGAUAUCACGUCAUGUUAAUUUAUAUUUCUGUUAUUAUUGUCACUAUCUUCGUUUUCAAUAAAGAAAUCGAAGGUACGAUAAAAUAUAAUUACGCGGGAUGUUACGAAACCAACGAUCCAUCAAAAUUAUCCUACCAAUAUGCGAAAAAAGAUGAUAAAAAUAUGACAACAAAAGCAUGCGUGGAUUUAUGCGAAUCGUGGCGAUUUGCAUUCGCCGGAUUACAAAAAGGCGAAUGUCGCUGCGGUCAGUACCAACCACCUGAAAUGAUGAGAAAAAACUACGGCGAUUGUAAUCAUCCCUGCCCAGGGAAUAAAAAUUAUAGAUGUGGGGGUGAUUCGAAAUUCUCAGUUUACGAGACAAGCUUACCCCCAAAUAAUGCAAAUGGUCAAGCUAGCAGUAAUAAUGUUGGCAUCGAUAAUAGGCUUGGAACGCCGACAUCUGCGGGAAAAGAACAGCUCAUUUUCCAGGAUAAUUUUGAUAAAUUAGACAUCACAGUUUGGUCCUAUAAUAUUGGACCAGGUCGUGCUCCGGAUUACGAGUUCGUUACUUGGGAAAGAUGUCUGCACGUUACUUACAUAAGGGAUGGCCGCGUACACCUCAGACCAAAAAUACAACCUCACGAGUACACUGAGAAUUCAAUAACCUUGCAAACCUGUACAGGAAAACCUGUGAAAUGUACGAAAAAGGCAGUCAGUACGUAUACUCCACCUCCUAUUCAAGCUUCUCAAAUAUUUACCAAAAAUACUUUCGCAUUUAAAUACGGACGUAUUGAAGUUCGAGCUAAAUUACCUAUCGGUGAUUGGAUGAUUCCACAAAUUUGGCUCGUGCCUAAAAAUAACACGUGGUAUGGAGAAGGUUACCAAUCGGGUCAAAUUCGAAUCGCCAUGGCUCGAGGCAAUAAACAGUUCGAUUGCUCUAAUAGUCACUACGGUCACAGACGUCUAGAAAUGGGAAUUAUCCUAGGUCCUAAAUCCAACUUGAAGCAAAAAAUGUUUUAUAAAAUGGCUCCCGAAAGCUGGAGCAAUGAUUUUCACACUUAUACGGUUAUUUGGACAGCAGAUAAAAUUAGCUUCUUAGUCGAUAACGAAGAAUUAGGAACGAUACAACCAGGACAAGGGCAAACAAUUCGUCAACUAGUUGGCUUACCAGCAAGUACUGACAAUAUUUAUAAAAAUGCCACCAACAAAAUGGCGCCUUUUGAUAGAGAAUUUUACAUCCUUUUCGGAGUAGGAAUCGGUGGCCUUAGUGAUUUUCCUGAUACUUGUGCUGCAACUCCGAAAAAACCGUGGGCCAACGACUCGCCAUUCUCGAAGGCCAUGUCCGACUUUUGGAAUGACAGAGAUACCUGGUUCAGUACGUGGAAAGGUGAAAAUGCAGCUAUGAAGAUUGAUUAUGCAAAAGUAUGGUCACUUUGAAGAAAAUAUCACAAUUUUUAGUCCAUGUGUAAUCGAUUCGAUUAAUAUCCAUAAUGAUAAUAAUAUGUAAACCGAUUCAAGUGAAAUUUACGCGUAUGUGUGAUAAUUUUUAUAAGUCAUUAAACAAUUUUAUAAAAUAAAUAGAUAUUAUAUAAUA
Planococcus citri (citrus mealybug) is the source of this 1698-nucleotide messenger RNA. Its product is annotated as beta-1,3-glucan-binding protein-like. The transcript has 10 exons. Bases 138 to 1541 code for a protein of 467 amino acids. Gene Ontology annotation, molecular function: hydrolase activity, hydrolyzing O-glycosyl compounds. Gene Ontology annotation, biological process: carbohydrate metabolic process. The record is from RefSeq and is a predicted model, not a curated record. NCBI's taxonomy places the organism in Eukaryota, Metazoa, Arthropoda, Insecta, Hemiptera, Pseudococcidae.